CCACAAGUCCAUAUUCUGCAGGAGGCUGGUUUCACUGACUGGAGUAGAACACCUGAGCAGGUGUGUUUGCUGCUGACGCCAACAGGAUGUCCUGCUGCUCCUGCUGCUGCUGCGGGGCUCCCGGCGGGGAGCUGCUGGAGGGUCAAAGGUCACGUGUCUCACCUGCAGGGAUCAGGAAGAAGGAGCCGGUGCGGGGGGGGCAGGAGCAGGAAGCAGCAGGAGGGCAGGAAGAGGAGCGCAGCAGGAACAUGGACAUCUCUCUGCUCAGACAGCAGUACAGGUGCACCACAGAGAGCCAGAAGAGACGCACUCAGGUGCUUCUGUUCCGCAAAGUGUCGGUGGAGCUGCUGGAGGCCGUCAGCGUCGUCCCUGUCGCUCAGGGUUUGACGUCGCCAUGGGAACCAAACAGCAGCUCGCCGCCGGCCAUAACCUUUGACCUCGACCCGGCGACCUGCGACCCCUGGCACGUCCACCUGGGCCUCCACCGGCGCUCCUGUCCCGGCGGCAGCGCGCAGCUCUCAGCUUCCUCCCGGCGGUCUUCGUCGUUCUCGGAGGCCGGCGGCUCCCGGCGGGAUGCGGAUUCGACGUCUCCCUGCUGCUCCUUCAACAGCACCAGCGAGGAAGAUCUCCUCAACACUGACCGGUCCGGAGGAGACCCAGAGAAGAUGGAUCCAGUCCAGGUUUCUGUCUCGGAGCAGAAUCCCAGUGAGGAUCAUCCCGCCGGCGCUCUCACCAGCUCUGAUGAAAGCUCCACCCCCGUCGCCUCCAUCACCUGCUCCCCCAGCAGCUCCACCACCAGCCUACAUGAAGACCUGAAGGAGAACCAGCCUGCAGGUAGCAAAACCUGUGACGGCGUCCUGCAGACCGGCAGCACCUCGGCGUUGAGGGGCUCCGGGAAGUUCUCGUCCCCGGCCCUCAGGUUCACCAGGCAGCUGAGCGUAGGGGGGGUGGGCUCCCCUACGGGGGUCCACCAGAACCAGAACUACCACCCGUUCCCCAACCGCAAGACCCCGAGGAUCUCUGAGGCCGCCAGGAGGCUGGGGAUGUACUCGUCCUUCUGAGGAGCAACGGGGCCGCGAGGCGAUCCGUGAAGCACAGGAAGUCACGUGACUACAUCGCGUCACAUAUAGACGUGAAAUCAUUAAAACUCAACUUAUUAUUAUUAUUAUUGUUUAAUCAUUUUUAUUUCAACAGUCUGUUUAUGAGCAGCGUUUAUUUGAGCUAACAAAUGCUAACUGGCUAAAUCUGCUCGUUCACUUUUGGGAAAUAAAGUUUUUUUUUUUGAAAAAGGAGCAGGGAGCGUGCGAUUGGCUGAAAGGUGAGAAAUAAAAACAGACUUUUGAAGUCACAUUUCAUAAUAAUGUGUUGAGUUUUAAUAAUUGGUUUCGAUUAUCUCACAAAUGGUCUGUUUAUUUUUAUGUUUUUCACAGUUUAUCCACGUGAUUAUUGUUUCAGAGGUCACAGAUGUUCACUUCAAAAUAAAACUUUAUUGACAAUAAAAUAA
This is a messenger RNA of Siniperca chuatsi (mandarin fish), 1504 nucleotides long. RefSeq lists its product as uncharacterized. NCBI's taxonomy places the organism in Eukaryota, Metazoa, Chordata, Actinopteri, Centrarchiformes, Sinipercidae. The transcript is spliced from 4 exons. The coding region runs from base 87 to 1061 and encodes 324 amino acids. The record is from RefSeq and is a predicted model, not a curated record.